Molecule: messenger RNA, 3066 nt
Organism: Penicillium canariense
Lineage: Eukaryota; Fungi; Ascomycota; Eurotiomycetes; Eurotiales; Aspergillaceae
Exons: 1
Coding region: 1-3066 (1021 amino acids)
Molecular function (GO): protein binding
Source: RefSeq, a predicted model, not a curated record
AUGGAGGGCCAACCGAGAGCCACUACCCGCCCUGCCAGCGGCAUCCCACGGCUAGCGGCAUCCAGAUUGCCUCUGCCAACGUCCACAGCAUCGAAAUCCAUCCGCCCCUCCCCCUCCCGUGAUCGAUUACAGGCCGACCCUGGGCUGGACCAUGCUCGCCUCCGAAGACCCUCCUAUGAAUCGCUGCUCAAGAAACCCACCCCACGCUACUCUUUGCCAGCAAAGUCAGUCGUCCAAGCUCCUCCCAAACGGGAUGAUCCUCAAACGGAAACAAAUGAAACACAAACACCCGAGCACGUGAGCCUGGCCGCAGAUGAAGAGGAUGAUGAGCUGGCUCAUGAGCCGCGCGGUCGUCUACGGGAGGAGCGUCCAUCCUUGUCGGAGCGAACGAUUGAGACACUCGCGCAAAUCCCGCCAUCGCCAGCUUCUGUGAAAAGACAAUCGAGCUUUUACAAUGGUGCCAGCCCAAUUCGGUCUCCCUCUCGGACACCAUCCAACGUUUCCACCUAUUCAAGGUCGCCAUCCCGGUCUUCCUCUGGCCAAGCAAACGGGAACGAUCUCCUGUCCCAGCCCGUUUCCAAGCUCCGGCUGCCUUCCCAUCCUCGCAUUUCAGUGGCUUCUGCUUCGUCCCUGUCAUCCGGCAAGGUUUCUGAUGCCAAGAACAACCCUUCGAAAAUGAGAUCGCCGUCCGCAAGACAAAGUCUUGCACCUGGAGGUGGUAUUAUCGAAUCCAGUACCCCGCUCAAGAAGGGUUCGACGGGGAAAACAAAUGCUCUGGGAGGGACGCCUGCCAAAGCGUCGCCUUCUCGUCCUUCCUUGAGAAAGAAACCUUCGAAGCCUGCCCUAUCGAAGAUGGGGCCUCCCGAACGGCCACUCCAGGUAAAAAAGACAAGAAAGUCUCAGACUGAUUCCUCUUCAUCGAUGAGGUCUCCCUCGACCGCCUCGCGAUACUUAUCGGCUGCCUCCACCCUGCAGGAGGAACUUACUCCGGAUCAGCAGGCGGAAAAUGAAGCAAGGAAAGCCUCGAAGUCAUCCAGUGCUUUACGAGAGAGUAUCGCAAAGGCAAAGGCUGCGAAAAAGGCGGCAACAAGCACAGACAAACCAGCGCCACAAGCCAAAGCACCCGUUAAGACGUGGGAAAGUGUUGAUGACGAGGACCCCUUCAAUCAACUUCCCAAAGGAUCCAACACGGCUGUGCUCAAAAAGCGCGUGGAGGGUGCACGCACGUCGGGCACUUUGAACAUUGCUGCCAUGUCAUUGACCGAGAUCCCCAAAGAGGUGAUCAACAUGUACGAGUUUGACUCCGAAACCUCAUCCAACUGGUUUGAGAAUGUGGACUUGGUCAAGUUUAUCGCUGCAGACAACGAACUGGUCGAAGUAGCGGAUGACACUUUCCCUGACAUCGACCCAGUGGAUUUCAACCCCGACAGUGACGAGCGAGGUCCCCAGUUCGGUGCAUUGGAGACACUGGAUCUGCACGGAAACAAACUUCAAGCUCUCCCGGUAGGGCUUCGACGACUUCAUCAGUUGCGCUUCCUCAACCUAUCCAACAAUGAGUUGACCUUAGACAAGCUCGAGAUCAUCAUGGAGAUCCCAUCCUUGGUGGACUUAAAAUUGGUGAAUAAUAAAUUGGAGGGAUCCUUUCCCUCGAAAAUUGGCCGUCUCCGUCAACUGGAAGGCUUGGAUCUGCGGAGCAAUGCUCUUACGAAACUACCAAAGGAGCUGUCAGAGUUGACAUGCCUGAAAACCUUGGAUGUCGGUGAAAACCAGUUGACAUCUUUGCCAUUUGAAGCACUGAGCAAGCUUCCUCUGAAAACCUUGAAUGCCCCCAAAAACAACCUGGAAGGGACGUUGAUCCCGGGGUCUGUGGACCGGCUGGAGCACCUGCAGUCUCUCAACAUUGCGAACAAUUCAGUGGAGGCUCUUGCAGCCAACGAGAUGAUCUCCUUACCCAAUCUUCACAGCCUGAUUAUCAGCGUGAAUCGCAUCAAGUGCCUGCCUUCUGUGUCUUCAUGGCAAUCACUGUCUGUUCUUGCAGCAGAAGUCAAUCGUCUUGCGGAGAUCCCGGCAGGGUUCGUGGAACUCAAGAACCUUAAGACGGUUGAUUUUACUGGAAAUAACAUCACUCGCCUAGAUGAAAAGAUCGGGCUCAUGAACAACCUCUCGACAUUUAAGAUUGCCAACAACCCGCUUCGUGAGCGCAAGUUUCUGAGCAUGGGCUCGGACGAAAUCAUCCAAGAUCUUCGGAAUCGAUGUGAACCCGAGCCUCAAGAUACAGACGACGAGGGAUCGGUGGCCACCCAAUUCACGCUGGCGCCAGAGACCCCGGCUUUGGAGAGCGGUUGGCGUGUGAAGCCUGGUGGUAUCCUUGACAUGUCAUACUCUGAUCUGACAGAUCUGGGCGCAAGCAAAAUGGAGAUGAUUAACUGGGAGGACGUCCGCUGCCUUUACCUACAACAUAAUGAAAUGCGCUUCUUCCCGCUUCCAGUAAUGGCAAUGCUCGCGCACGGUCUGACUGAGCUUGAUCUUUCGCACAAUCCUCUUCACACUGCUGAUCUCAUGCCUGCCUCGGUUGAGCUACCAAAGCUUCAAAGUCUUAACCUGAGUGCUGCCAGCCUGACGUCUUUGGAGCCUCUUUUGACGAAGCUGCAAGCUCCAUUACUCAACUUCCUGGAUGUAUCCAACAACCGCCUCACUGGAUCCCUUCCGCACAUUCGCCAGACAUACCCAGAGGUCAAAACUUUCCUGGCAUCGGAUAACCAGAUUGCUAGCGUGGAGUUUGAAGCAGUUCAAGGCCUGCAGGUUUUGGAUAUCAGCAAUAAUGACAUUGAUCAUCUGCCACCGAAGAUUGGCCUGCUAGGUGCCGACCGCUCUCCGAAAAACUGGGGCACUGGGUCGCCCUUGAAACGCUUCGAGGUUGCAGGAAAUCGCUUCCGGGUUCCCAGGUGGCAGGUCGUCGCCAAAGGAACCGAUGCAGUUAUGGAGUACCUGAAGGAGCAUAUUCCUACCCAAGAUUUGCCGGAGUGGGAGCAAGAGGACGCGGCGGCUCCUGCCGAUACGUUUUAG